AAUGAAAUAACCAGGAAGUGAAACUAAAACAUGAAUCUGAUUCCAAUCGUAUAUCUACAUUGAGUGUUUAGAUGUAAACAGAUUGGUUUAAUUAGUCUUCUCUCGGCAUGUGCAAAUAUUCACAAAUCUGGUGCUACCAGUAGGAUAAGCUCACAAAUCUAAUGUGACCAGUUGGUUAAAAUUGGGCCAUGGAUUUCGCUACAAAGAACCUGGACUCAAUAUUUCGUGGCAAGACUUUGGAUGAGGUGUUACAGCAAGACAAAGCACGAUGUGAUGAUUUGGACAUCAAUGUGAUGUGGUACCAUGGCAAGAUGCAACGAAACAAUGCAGAGAGCAUCUUACAAGAAGCAAUGCGACUCAACCCCACCACAGACUCAGAUGGUCUAUUUCUAGUCAGGGACAGCACAGCCUCAGAAGUAGACUUUUCCCUGUCCUUCUUGUUUGAGUCAAAGUGCUACCACUUCUACAUCCAGCGCAGCAAAGAGGGUUAUUUUUUUAUAGAGGGCGGGCCCAUAGUACAUGGUCUAGAACAGCUGAUUGACCACUAUGUCCAGUCUGCUAACCGCUUGCCCACUCGUCUCAGUAAAAUUUGCAAGGGCACUCUACCUCCCGCUAAAGUGCGCAAGCUGGGGCCGACAAACCUGCUUCAUCGGGCCGUAGCAGAGCGUCGUGAGGACAUUGUAAAGAAAAUUUUGGGCCACCCUCUUCAACCAGAUAUUGAUGCAAAGAACGACUCAGGGUCAACAGCGUUACACGACGCAGUCACUCUCGGCCUAGAUAAAACAGUCAGGCUACUCUUAAACCAGGGCGCCAACAUUAAAAUCAAGGACGUCAAUGGAGACACACCGCUACACAAAGCCUGUGAGGUGAACCGGGCGUCAGCUGUAGUCCUCCUGAUCACACACGACAACACGUGUAUGCAGGAGAGAAGCCCUCAGACAGGAUACGUUGCGCUUCACACGGCAGCGAUGCAUGGGCAUACAGAAUGUGCUAAUGUGUUGUUGAAUGCUGGCGCAGCCUUGUAUUCCAGAAAUACAAAUGAAGAAACACCCAUAGAGUUAGCGGAGAAGUUUAGGCGGACAGAGUGUGUUGAGCUGUUUACUAGUUUCAAAGAGCAUCCUGUGGACACACAAAAGUCGGACUGGUUUCACCCAGAGCUAGAUCGGCAGGGAGCAGAAAAUGUAUUCAACAGUCAACCACUGACUAGUGGGCUGUUCCUGAUUCGGCCGAAUAAAAAUAUGGAAGGUCAAUAUGUCCUCAGUCUGGUGAAAGACAAAAGUGUUUAUCAUUAUGAGAUUAAAACCAAGGAGUACAGGAAUUCUAUUGUUCACUACAUAGACGACGGACCCCUGCAUCUCUCACUAGAGCUGCUCGUUCAGUAUUACCACAAUUUUGAGGAUGGGCUGGGUGUUCCACUACGUGCAUCCAUAUCAACCAAUAACAAAGUGAAGGAGUUAAUAAUCCAGGAGGUUUACAGUAAUUUGGUGUCUCCCAGGUCACCCAGCAUCAACCCAUUGUCUCAUCCAAAUGCCUAUAAGCCUAGGUUACCUCCACGCCCACAAGAGUUAGAAUCUCCACCACCAAUGGAAAGUCCACCACUUCCUCCAACACCAUCUAUAGCUGAAGAUAAAGAUGACUCAAAGAAAAUAACAGUGAAAAAAGAAGAAGAAAAAGAGGAACUCAAAAAAAUUUCUCCGAAAAAUAUAAAAUUAGGAAACGAGCUAGGCAAGGGGGAGUAUGGAUCUGUCAUGAAAGGGGAGCUAAUUAUGGAAAAGAAAUUUCUCAAAAAGGACAAGAUUCCGGUCGCUAUAAAGACCUUCCAUGCCGUUGGAAGUAUGGAAGACUUCAAGGCUGAGGCUUAUGUCAUGCAGUCUCUGAAAAAUGAUUACAUUGUUCAACUGCUGGGGGUGUGUGAGGGGCCCCCUUUAAUGUUGGUCGAAGAGUUUGUUCCUAUGGGGUCCAUGUUGGAUUACCUUGAGGACCACCCAGAGAAGGUCAGGGUCAAGCAGGAGCUGUACCUGUGGGCAGCGCAGAUAGCCCAGGGCAUGAUGUAUCUGGAGACCAAGAGGCUUGUGCACAGAGAUCUGGCGGCCAGGAAUAUCUUGCUGCACUCCUUACAGAAGGUAAAAAUUAGUGACUUUGGCUUAUCAAGAGCCAUGGGGACAGAUAAAGAAUAUUACAAGGCAACAAAAGGUGGACGCUGGCCCAUCAAGUGGUAUGCCCCUGAAAGCGUCAACUUCGGACAUUUCUCACACGCCAGUGAUGUGUGGAGCUAUGGCGUCACACUGUGGGAGAUGUUCUCAUACGGGGGAGCGCCGUUUGAAGACAUGACUGGCGUGGAGGUUAUAAAGUUCAUUGAGGAUGGCAACAGACUGGAUAAGCCUGAGAAAUGCCCCACCGUGGUUUAUGACAUCAUGCUGCGCUGUUGGUCAGCCGAGCCGGUCAGCAGGCCAACGUUUACUUGGCUCAAUAAGCAUUUUGAAGAGGAGCCGGAGUACAUGAGUACGCGGGAGUUGAUGCGCACUGCCAGAACACAGUAAAGCCUUGGGUCAGUGUGCCAGAUCAAUUUUUAAGCCUUGGGUCAGCGUGCCAGAUAAUAUUUUUAAGUCUUGGGUCAUGUGCCAGAUCAAUUUUUAAGUCUUGGGUCAGUGUGCCAGAUCAAUUUUUAAGUCUUGGGUCAUGUGCCAGAUCAAGUUUUAAGUCUAUGGUCACUAUGUCUUAAGGGUCAGGGUUUAAUAAAUCCUCAGGUCACUGUGCCAGAUUUUUAGCCUUAGGCCUUAACAGGCUUUUGGUCCUUUUUACAGCUUGGGUAGCCUUAAGUUGGUACUGUAUUCCUAAAUUACAUCAACUUAAAUUUUUACCUUUUGAAUGUCGCCAUGUUACAUAAUGUAAUGUAUGACCCUUAGGUAGCCUUACGUUGGUACUGUAUUCCUAAAUUACAUCAGCUUAAAUUUUUACCUUUGGAAUGUCGCCAUGUUACAUAAUGUAAUGUAUGACCCUUAGGUAGCCUUAUGUUGGUUCUGUAUUCCUAAAUUACAUCAACUUAAAUUUUUACCUUUGGAAUGUCGCCAUUUUACAUAAUGUAAUGUAUGACCCUUAGGUAGCCUUACGUUGGUACUGUAUUCCUAAAUUACAUCAGCUUAAAUUUUUACCUUUGGAAUGUCGCCAUGUUACAUAAUGUAAUGUAUGACCCUUAGGUAGCCUUACGUUGGUACUGUAUUCCUAAAUUACAUCAGCUUAAAUUUUUACCUUUGGAAUGUCGCCAUGUUACAUAAUGUAAUGUAUGACCCUUAGGUAGCCUUACGUUGGUAUUGUAUUCCUAAAUUACAUCAGCUUAAAUUUUUACCUUUGGAAUGUCGCCAUGUUACAUAAUGUAAUGUAUGACCCUUAGGUAGCCUUACGUUGGUACUGUAUUCCUAAAUUACAUCAGCUUAAAUUUUUACCUUUGGAAUGUCGCCAUGUUACAUAAUGUAAUGAAUGACCCUUAGGUAGCCUUAUGUUGGUACUGUAUUCCUAAAUUACAUCAAUUUUUACCUUAGAAAUGUCGCCAUGUUUGACAUAAUGUAAUGUACGACCAGUGUUGAUAUAUUAUUUGACAGCAGGCCUGUCAUGUUAUUGUUCCUUUAAUUUUUUUCAUGUAUUUCUUGUUUUCGAAUACAACGCAACCCUAGUUGGUUGAUAAUAGAAUGUGUUGCCAUAAAUACAUGUAAUAAUUUUUUUUAUAUAUUAAACUGACUGUGAUCAGUUACGUUCACACUUUAAACUAGUUGCUUAUAUAUAUUUUCUUCUUGGUACUCACAUUAUUAAUCCACAUUUUAAAAAUUUAACAAUUAAUUAAAAUAGUUAGUUUAGAUGUUUUUUUAUUCUCUAUCUGCAUCUUUACAGUUAUUUUUACACCCAGUAAUUCGACAGUUGCAAUUGAUAAAAAUAAAUCAACAAAAAAAUGUGUCAAUUUAAUCAUCCUGUGUGAUAAAAAUAAUUCUUUUAAUAAUUUCUUCUGAGAGUUGCGCCCCCUCAUUUUUUAGACCCCCCCCUCAUUCCCAAUUGCUAAUAUUAUCAUAGGUCUGUAUGGUAGUUCUGUUUGACACUUUUAAAGAUGGCUUUAAUAAAAUACUUACUACUACAUAAAUGAAUAUCUAAAUGGCUAUCUGAAAGGAUUUGAACGAUGGCUAUGCAGUCUAACUUUGUGUAGGGGUACUGGUUCACGCUGGCUAGUAGUCUACCUUUGUGUAAAUAUUGGUGGACUGGUAUAAAUUUUUGUAAAGAUGCCCUGUAUAAUUCAAAUGCUGUAGUAAGUUACAAAGUAGCUAGUAAGUCUUAUCAAUACUAUGGAGUUACAGUAACUCAUUCAAUGUAUUGAAAGAACACUCCUCAUUUGUUGGUUUAAAAAAGUAUCCUGUUCCUCUGAUCUCUGUUGUUCACCCAGCUCUAUAUGUUUUAGGACCAACAUCUGCCUGCUCAAGUUCAUUCUCUUUUCUUUGUCAACAUGAACACCGACUUACUGUCCAUGAUUCCAUUUAAAAAUAAUUCUUUAAUUUUUCUUUAAAUUUAAAUUUUUAAAAAAUCUCUUAAGUUUAAUAUUACAUUAAAAUAUUACCCAUAUUUUCUUUACUUUUUAUUUCAUUUCUUCAAUAUGUUUUAAUUUCUUCAUAUCUAUUUACCUUUGCUCAUCAUCCAUUUAGUAUAAAGGUUUUAUUUCUUCUUUCUUUUAGCUUUCAAACGCCCCUAUAACUCUUGGUUUGGUAGUUGCACAUCUUAGAUUGGUUUACCGCUUAUGUUUUAGCACCUUUGAUCAAGUUAUUAAUUUUAAAAGACUUACUGAGUAAUGUAAUAUGGCACAAAAGGGAUUUGGCAAUUAAAUUUUAUUUUAAGAUUUUUGUUUAAAAAUAUUUAUUUAAUUGAACUAACAUAAGUAAAAUAAAAACUUGAUUUAACUUCAAAUGAAAAAAAAUGUAAGGAUAAAUUGAACCUUUUGUAAAAGGCUCAAUGCAAUAUUUACAAUAAUUUCUAAGAAAAUGUAUUUAUUAGACAUUGUGCUCUCCCCUUAUUUGAGUAAUCUCCCCUAGAUAACUUUUUAAUAAUAACUUUCAAAAACAUUAAUAGACUAAACUGAGUUAUAGAUAAAGCUUAAUUGAGGUACAAAAUACAUUUUAAUCCACAGUAAAAUUUGUAUUGAUAAAGCUGAAUUGAUGUUCAAAAUACAUUUUAAUCCAAAGUAAAUUUUGAAAAUGUACUUGUAAAUUUUCAAAUUUUUAUAUCCAAUGUUACUCAGCAUUUGCAUGUUUGUUUAAAAUCCUGUUAUUGUUUAUACGUAAUAUAAUUAAGUAAAUUAUUGCAAACGGCUCAAUUUAUUAUAUAGUAUAUGAGAUAAAAAUGUAUAC
Physella acuta is the source of this 5381-nucleotide messenger RNA. RefSeq names its product tyrosine-protein kinase HTK16. The record is from RefSeq and is a predicted model, not a curated record. NCBI's taxonomy places the organism in Eukaryota, Metazoa, Mollusca, Gastropoda, Physidae. Gene Ontology annotation, molecular function: ATP binding; protein tyrosine kinase activity; protein binding. Gene Ontology annotation, biological process: protein phosphorylation.